Molecule: messenger RNA, 850 nt
Organism: Acyrthosiphon pisum (pea aphid)
Lineage: Eukaryota; Metazoa; Arthropoda; Insecta; Hemiptera; Aphididae
Source: RefSeq, marked predicted
AUACUACCAUUUGCAUCGUUAAUAGACAUAUUUGAAAAUUUACUAAAAAUGUUUGAAACUGUUGAAAAUAUUUAUAUUUUAAAUUGUACUCGUACAGUUGUGACCCAUCCUUAAAAAUGAAGGCUACGUUAAUAUGUAUAAGCAUCGUAUUGUGUGUAUCGAUGCUGCAGGACGUACGUGGCGGUAAAACUGUGAGCGAAAAGAAAUUGAAUAAGUGGAGUGCGAAAAACGAAGAUGUAAAUAAGGAAGAUAUCAAUAUUAGAAAUUUAAAUUUAAAAAAAAACAAAGCACUCAACAAACACAGAAAUAAGCUACAAGAUUUGUUGGAAGUUAUACAAUAUGUGAUCACCGAUGCAAUUAAUAACAAAGAAUUCCGCACCUUUAUGAUUAAACGAUUCUUACACAACUACGUUCCACAAGCAUCCAAAUAUUUGGAUACAAUAAAGGAACUUAAAAGGAAAAUGGAUCCAAAAGCAGCCGAAGAAGACGAUAAUAAAGAUGAAGCAAUGAAACAUCAAUAAAUAGUAUUAAUAUCUAUUAUUUAUAUACUUUAAAGUUAAUUAAAAACAUAUAAAAAUAGAUUGAAUAUAAACUAAAUUUAAUCAAAUUUGGCAAUAAUUUAUUUACAAACAACCAUAAAAAGAACAAUAUUACUCUUAAUUUUUCAUUUUUUCUCGGAAAUUAGGUAAUUACUUAUAAUCCAUUACAAUACACAAAAUUAUCAUUUAUAUAGUUUAGUUAAUCUAAUAUUUUAUAACAAACUUAUAUGGAUUAGGUUUAGUUUCAAAUUUUCAGUUAUAUAAUAAUAUUUCUUAUUGUUUCAUUGUUUACGCAUAAAACAACACAAAAA